Molecule: messenger RNA, 1121 nt
Organism: Caenorhabditis angaria
Lineage: Eukaryota; Metazoa; Nematoda; Chromadorea; Rhabditida; Rhabditidae
Source: the annotation of a GenBank genome assembly
AUGUCCUUAGGACUACAAUAUCUUUGUUUGUUAUUCUUAUCAUUAUCCGCGUUAAAACUUGAUCUACAAAACACUGGAGAAAUCGAAGAUUCAACAGAAGUAGAUGAAGAUGAUGGUCCGAAUGGCAAAGAUGUUUAUACAUUUCUAGCAAGUCGGAUGAAACAAGACCUUGGAAUGAAGAAGAAACUCAAAGCUACACCGUAUUUCGUUCCGGGAGCUCACGAACCACUUCCCGGGCGGUCACAUUCGGGAGAUUAUUGGCCUGUCUUUCCGUUUCAGAAUCAAGUAUCAGCAGGUGUUGAUUUGGAUCCAGCUAUUUCACGGCAUUUUGGAGGUGAUAUCAAUUUAGCAAUCCCUAGUUUUGGAAUGGCUGAUAUUUAUGGAAGAGUUUACAAUAGGUAGGGAGAGUUACAAAUAUGAUUUAUACCAUAAAAAUUUCUAGAAUUGGUGGAACUACAACAAAAGUUGGAUAUCUCAACCAUCCUGUCAAUAUGUUGGACCUUGAAAAAGAAGAUUUUGUUCGUCUAAUGGGUGAUCCAGCCAUUGCUCAUAAUAGAAACGGACAUCCAACCUUACCACUUGGAAAUCUACCAAGACGAUUUGUGCCAAUGAGUUGCAAGCCACCAAUGUGUAAUCCAUAUCAUAUGAACUUUGGGCUUGGUGUAAGUUGGAUUUAUCAGGGCUGGAAGUUCAGAAACUCUUCAAUUUUUCCCGUGAAGAUUCUUGACCUGAUUACAAUUUCUGAAGACAUUCCUCAAAACCUAUUUCAGAUUGAUCACGAUUUCGGAUUGUACAAUGGAAUCGAGGGUGACGUGGAUGUUUUGAUGCCAAUCUCAAAAGGAGUCGGAUAUCGUUUCCCAUUCUCAGGAAAUAUUUACUCUCAUUGGGACAAUAUGACAGUAACCUAUGGACAGAAUUUGUCACCAGUCGAGCCGUUUUCAUCACUUUUUGAUUAUCAGAAAAAUCGAGAUCCUGGAUUGAGAAUUCCGCGGAAAUGGGAGAAACGAAGUAUUGAAAGUUAUCCAGAGGAACAAAUCAGGGAAUAUUAUUCGAGAAAUGGUUAUCAUGAUCAAGGACAAUAUUCGGCUGAGAAGUUAGUGUUCCCCUAUUAUUUUUGGUAA